Molecule: messenger RNA, 1797 nt
Organism: Tupaia belangeri chinensis (Chinese tree shrew)
Lineage: Eukaryota; Metazoa; Chordata; Mammalia; Scandentia; Tupaiidae
Gene: CDC45
Product: cell division cycle 45
Exons: 19
Coding region: 47-1660 (537 amino acids)
Biological process (GO): mitotic DNA replication preinitiation complex assembly; DNA replication initiation; double-strand break repair via break-induced replication
Cellular component (GO): DNA replication preinitiation complex
Molecular function (GO): single-stranded DNA binding; chromatin binding; DNA replication origin binding
Source: RefSeq, a predicted model, not a curated record
GCCCUUGAUAUCUCAGCGGAGCGCAAGGUGUCCGGCUGCAGUGGCUAUGUUCGUGUCCGAUUUCCGCCGGGAGUUCUACGAGCUGGUGCAGAACCAGAGGGUCCUUCUCUUUGUGGCCUCGGACGUGGACGCUCUGUGCGCUUGCAAGAUACUUCAGGCCCUGUUCCAGUGUGACCAUGUGCAAUACACGUUGGUUCCAGUUUCUGGAUGGCAGGAACUUGAAACUGCAUUUCUUGAGCAUAGAGAACAGUUCCAGUAUUUUAUUCUCAUAAACUGUGGAGCUAACGUGGACCUUUUGGAUAUCCUUCAACCUGGCGAAGACGCUGUGUUCUUCGUGUGCGAUUCUCGCAGGCCAAUCAACAUCGUCAACGUAUACAACGACUCCCAGAUCAAAUUGCUCAUUAAACAAGAUGAUGACCUGGACAUUCCCGCCUACGACGACAUCUUCAGGGACGAAGAGGAGGAUGAAGAGCAGUCAGAAAAUGAGAGUGACGGGUCAGAGCCAUCUGAGAAGCGAAUGCGGUUAGAAGAGGAGAUAGUGGAGCGGACCAUGAGGAGGCGACAGCGGAGAGAAUGGGAGGCCCGGAGAAGAGACAUCCUUUUUGACUACGAGCAGUAUGAGUAUUACGGGACGUCGUCAGCCAUGGUGAUGUUCGACCUGGCGUGGACCAUGUCCAAGGACCUGAACGACAUGCUGUGGUGGGCCAUCAUCGGACUGACGGACCAGUGGGUGCAAGACAAGAUCACUCAGAUGAAGUACGUGACCGACGUCGGGGUGCUGCAGCGCCAUGUAUCCCGGCACAACCACCGGCACGGGGACGAGGACAACACGCUCUCCGUGGACUGCACGCGGAUCUCCUUCGAGUACGACCUGCGCCUGGCCCUGUACCAGCACUGGUCCCUGCACGACAGCCUGUGCUACACCAGCUACACCGCUGCCAGGUUCAAGCUCUGGUCCGUGCGCGGGAAGAAGCAGCUGCAGGAGUUCCUCGCGGACAUGGGUCUCCCCCUGAAACAGGUGAAGCAGAAGUUUCAGUCCAUGGACAUCUCUUUGAAGGAAAAUUUGCGGGAAAUGAUUGACGAGUCUGCGAGUAAAUUCGGGAUGAAGGAUAUGCGUGUGCAGACGUUCAGCAUUCAUUUCGGAUUCAAGCAUAAGUUCCUGGCCAGCGACGUGGUCUUUGCCACCUUGUCUCUGAUGGAGAACCCCGAGGAUGGCUCAGGGACCGAUCACUUCAUCCAGGCGCUGGACAGCCUCUCCAGACCACACCCCAACUCAGCCGGCAUCGGGCACCUCCCACAAGAGAACGAGGGGUGGAAUCAGAGCCUUGACGUCAUCUACCAGUGGUGUGAUGUGAUAGGCCGCCUGCCCCGGGCCUCGAUUUUCUCAUCUGUGAAGUGGACGAAGAACCGACGCUGCAAGCUGCUGCCCCUGGUGAUGGCCGCCCCCCUCAACGUGGAGCAGGGCACCGUGACCGUGGUGGGCAUCCCCCCGGAGACCGACACCUCAGACAGGAAGAACUUCUUUGGGCGGGCGUUCGAGAAGGCGGCCGAGAGGACCAACUCGCGCACGCUGCACAACCAUUUCGACCUCUCGGUAAUUGAGCUGAAGGCCGAGGACCGCAGCAAAUUUCUGGACGCACUCGUUUCCCUCCUGUCCUGAGGAAUUUGAUUUCUUCACAAGUGACCUCCUUCUGUAUUUAUAUUUAUAUGAAUUGGCUUUUAUUUAGGUUGUAAGUUAUGGACUUGGUGCGAGAUGCAGGCAGAGUGGUUCGUAAGGAAAUAAAGCCCACUGUUUUA